Cyprinus carpio (common carp) is the source of this 4235-nucleotide messenger RNA. RefSeq names its product SH3KBP1-binding protein 1-like. Gene Ontology annotation, biological process: protein homooligomerization. Bases 163 to 2601 code for a protein of 812 amino acids. NCBI's taxonomy places the organism in Eukaryota, Metazoa, Chordata, Actinopteri, Cypriniformes, Cyprinidae. The transcript is spliced from 19 exons. Gene Ontology annotation, molecular function: protein binding. The record is from RefSeq and is a predicted model, not a curated record.
ACGCGUCUCCGCUUCCGCACGAAGUAUUACGUGACAACAUCCGCUCCUCCGCUGUUUCCUUACUACGGCUAGUAAAUUAAACAGCUUUUUAUCAUGAAGUUAAUAUUAAUACCUACUUAAAACGACGAUCAACUUUGAACGUUUCGGCUUAAAAGCGAAAUCAUGGCGAGGAUCGGCGACAUCAUUCAUCUUAACGUCGGGGGCAAAAGGUUCAGCACCUCCAGACAGACUCUGACAUGGGUUCCCGACUCGUUUUUCUCAAGUUUAUUAAGCGGACGGAUAUCAACGCUUAAAGAUGAGACUGGAGCGAUCUUCAUUGACAGAGAUCCGUCUCUGUUUGCUCCUAUUCUCAACUUCCUGCGCACCAAAGAGCUUCACCCCAGGUCCAUAGAUGUGCACUUAUUAAUGCACGAGGCAGAGUUCUAUGGGAUCACGCCGCUGGUGCGAAAGCUGCAGCUGUGUGAUGAGUUGGAUCGCUCCUCCUGCGGGAACGUGUUGUUCAACGGCUACUUGCCUCCGCCAGUGUAUCCGGUGAAGCGCAGAAACAGGCACAGUGUGGCAGGACCCCAGUUCAGGGGGCCGGUGGAAAGGGCCCCUGUGAGGAGGAGUAACACAAUGCCGCCUAACCUGGGCAAAGCUGCCGUAGAGGAGAGGGGGACAGACUUCAUUAUACUCAGUUCUACCCGUCUCAACUCUGGUCCGGUCUCUGAUCCAGGCAUGGUCAGAAUCAUAUGUGGUCAUCAUAACUGGAUUGCUGUGGCUUAUGCCCAGUUUGUGGUCUGUUACAGGGUUAAAGAGUCGACUGGUUGGCAGCAGGUGUUCACCAGCCCUCAGCUGGACUGGGUGAUCGACCGAGUGGCUCUUAAUGCCAAAGUCAUGGGCGGUUCUCUAGGGGACAAUGAUAAGAUGGUUGCCGUUGCAUCGGGCACAGAAAUCAUACUGUGGGCGAUCUGUCCCGAUGGAAACGGCAGUGAAAUCGGUGUGUUCAGUUUGAACGUGCCGGUGGAGGCUUUGUUCUUCGUAGGAAAUCAGCUCAUCGCCACGAGCCACACGGGUAAAGUGGGAGUGUGGAACGCUGUCACGAAACACUGGCAGAACCAGGAUGUGGUUCCUAUCAACAGUUAUGACACAGCCGGAUCAUUCCUCAUUUUGGGAUGCAAUAAUGGAUCUAUUUACUAUAUAGAUGUCCAGAAGUUUCCGUUGCGGAUGAAGGAUAACGAUCUGCUGGUGACUGAGCUGUAUCGAGAUCCCACUGAAGAUGCGAUUACUGCUCUGAGUGUCUACCUGACGCCCAAAACAAGUGACAGUGGGAACUGGAUCGAGAUCGCGUAUGGCACUAGUUCAGGCACGGUGCGUGUCAUAGUGCAGCAUCCGGAGACGGUGGGAUCCGGUCCACAGCUCUUCCAGACCUUCUCCGUGCACCGCAGCCCUGUUACCAAGAUCAUGCUGUCUGAGAAACAUCUCAUCUCUGUGUGUGCAGACAACAAUCACGUCCGUACCUGGACGGUGACGCGUUUCCGAGGCAUGAUCUCCACUCAGCCGGGCUCCACCCCCCUCACCUCCUUUAAGAUCCUCUCAUUGGACGAUAUCGACGGCCAUGGAGGCUGUGCUGCUGGAACUGAAAUAGGUCCGUAUGGGGAGCGCGACGAGCAGCAGGUGUUCAUCCAGCGGGUGGUUCCCGACACCGAUAAACUCUACGUGAGGCUCUCCUCCAAUGGGAAGAGGGUGUGUGAGGUGCGUUCGGUGGACGGGACGUCCAUCACGGCGUUCGUGGUGCAUGAGUGUGAGGGAUCCAGCCGCAUUGGGUCCAGGCCCCGCCGGUACCUCUUCAGCGGACACAGCAACGGCAGCAUCCAGACGUGGGACCUCACGACGGCGAUGGAGAUUGCAGGGAAAGUGGACAUCAAAGCUCUCGGAGGUCCCACUGAAGAGGAGCUGCUGGAGCUUUUGGACCAGUGUGAUCUGGCACUGACCCGCACACCUGACAUGAGUCCCGCCGCGUCUCUCACACACUCCUCACGCAACUCCAUGUGCAGUCUUCAGUCUCAGUUCAGUGAAAUCGCUCGGGCUGCCGGUGGUUUUCGGGGUCCGGUUCCUCUGACCGGUAGUCUGCCCCGUCAGGCCCCGCUGGUCCCCCUCAGCAAACCCCGUGAGCCGCCCCACCUGGGCCUGAGCCAGUCAUCUCUGGCCGGCAGCGACGGCCUCGGCUCCAUCCGCAGGGGCAGCUUUGUGGAGCGCUGUCAGGAGAGGGCCAAGAGCUCGGACACGGCCGGCCUGGACGCGGCCAGACGCAGUUUAGCCAUGUGCAGUGAGCUCGACGCACGACUCGGCCUCAGAAUGCAGCCGUCAUUCUCCACACCUUCAUCAUCAUCAUCCUCCCCUUCAGCAGCAGCAUCCAUGAGAAGACCAGCUUCGGCAGCAUCAAGUCCUGCUCCUUCACCGCUCAGUCCAGCCAGAUCACAGACACCCGCGUCUCCAAGACGACCUCUGACCUCUCCGACCAGUGAGAGCCCGUCCAAUGAGAACGUACCUGGGCAAGAAAGCCCCGCCUCUUCAUCUUCCACCAGCCCCAAACCUCAUAUGAAUGAAACCAGCUUCUGAGAGGAAAGCCAACACAGUGGUUCUAAAUUAUUAGAUUGAAUGUUCUACCCAUCAACAGAACUAUAUUCAGAAAUACAGAAUUAGUCAUUGAAAAGUAUUUGUGUAUAAGUAUAUAUAAAAAAUUAUAUGUAUACUUCUUUUAGAACAGUAUUCUCAAUAUCAGAGAAUAUAUACAUUUGCUUGCUGCCCAAUGUGUCCUGUAGCACCGACGGACCUAAGAAGAAGAUUGAAUAUGAUUUAUAUAUUUAUAUAUGAUGAUAUUCACAAAAACUGAAUAAUUUCAAAUUCUGAAUUAUGAUAACAUAUUAUAGCAUUUGCAAAAUAUUUCUUUUAGAACAGUGUUCUGAGUAUCACUGGGUGCCUUAUAAUAUAGAGUUAUUAUGAGAAUAUGGAACAUCAUGUAAAAGAGGGGAAAAAAUCCCAUUCCACAAACACAGAAGAACAAAGUACUUUUCAUUUGUACAUUAAGGGCAGAUGUGUUUUAUCAUAUACAAAAAAAUACUUUUUUUUUUUUUUUGGCAUGUUAACAUACUUCCCAAACUUAUGCAACUGAAGACAACUAAACAUCACUGGAAAGUCGAAACACUGUGUCGCUGGUGCAGUUGAAACAUUGAUCAACCAAUCGAGUGAGAGUGGGGCGGGGCAGUGUGUUUAGCCAGCCAAUGACAGGAUAGGAGCGUGUCUAAGCAGCCUAUUUGAAAAGGUGAUUAUUUGAUGAGUUUCAUUAAGUGCUGCUGCUGGUGCAGAAGUUACACGUCAUCAUCCUGAGGCUGUAUCUAAUAUUACUGACUGACGGGGUUAUGUUAUUACUACUGGACAGCUCAGUGCUGAUUCUGACGUCUAUAGAGCAGGAUGGGCUUCUGUAUAUAUCACAGCGUAAUGGGAGCAAAUAAGAUGCAGAUGAAUUUAAAUCAAUACUUAAAAAUUCACUUAAAGUAUUUGUAAACAGAAAAUGUGCAUUAUAAAUUACCAAGAGCAUUAGUUUUAUUGUCUGAUGACAAUAAUAAUAAUAAUAAUAAUUAUCUGAUAUAGCUGUAAAGAAAUCUCAUGGUUAAUGUCUGUAAUAAGCAGUUUACAGGUGGUUCUUCUAAAACAGAAGUAAAUUAACAUGUUAAAAAAAAGAAAAUUAAAUUGUAUAUGUCAGCAUGCAUUGCAAAACAGAGCGAGAGAUGAAGAGGACGCUAAUAGUGUAUGUAGCGCUUGCAGCUCUGUUACAGGCAACACAGUGUAUAUAUAAUCAGCAAACUUUCAGCACGGUUUGCACACAUACACACACGAGUACAGCCUGCACUUCCGUUACGCCUCAGAGGACUGUUGUGUGUAAAUGCAGACUGCCGUCGGAGGAUCAGUGUGCCUCUGAGAUGGUAAAACGUGGCUGUUACUGUAGUAGAAACAUGAAUUACAUCCUAAAGUCAGCUUGAAUUUGAAUAUGAAGUCUGAAUGUUCACUGUAUUCAUAUCAUCUCCUUUUUGGUUCAAAUAUAAUCUAGUAUUUCACCCUGUUCAUGACAAGAUUGACAAUUUGGUGUCUCUGGCAGAUAUUGUUAUGAUUUAUUGGUUUUUACAUUCUUUUGGAGAUGAAGUUGUUAAUGCAAAGAACCUUACUGUGUUUAACAUAAACCAUUUGAUAAGUUA